UUACACCAGUCCAUUUUAGGAAAAAUGGAGGAUCGAGGUCAAUAUUGAAACACACAAUUACCGAGUGUUUGCAAUGGCAUUAAUUUAAAAACAGAUGUAAAUCCAUUCUUCAAAAUGCAUAAAAUUUAUAACAUUUCUAAAUGAAUGCCGAUUCACUUCAUGUCAACUCAAUCAGUCGCACUACAGAGUUGAAAAAUAUAAGUUUGAUAAAAUUUCAACAACUGUCAACAGUCAAAACCGCAGCGUGUUAGUACCUACAUAACAAGGUAAAAUGUCGAAGAGAGGCUUAGGAUACAAUAAAUUUUCUGGACAGAGGACAGCCGGACUUGGUUAUCAACCACAAGAAGAACAAGUUCAACGCAUUAACAGACCAUCAAAUAAACAUGUGUCACAGUCAUAUAGUGGUGGUACAGGGUAUUCGGUCACAACAUAUCGUGAUAAAAUGAUGCAAAUGAACGACCAGGAGCGGCUUAUAGAAGAGAAGAAACGCCAGAUUGAAGCUAAAUUGAUGGCCGAGCAGUUACAGAAAACAAAAGAGGCAGCUGCUGCUGCUAGUGUGAAACAACCUCCAGUAACUGCAAGUAAAAGUCACGCUCUAAAAGGUAUUGAAAAGAAUAAAAAACCUACUACUGAAGCGCCAAAACCAAUUCUUCUUGUCAAUGAUGGGAACUUCCUAGAAAGGUUUAAACAAAUGCAACAACAAGGGUCUCUAGGCAAAGCAUCAACACCAACCUCUGACAAAGGUAAAAGAGAAGAUUCAUCGUCAAACACUGUAAAAAAAGCACCAGAAGUGAAAUCAGCUAAAGAAGAUUCAAGCAAGAAAUGGUUCCAGGGCAACAGUAACCCAAACACUUGGAACUCUGGAGAGAAUGUAUCUAGAAACAAAUCACAGGAUCACAGCAGGUCAGAAAGAGAUGACCGUGACAAGUGGAAAGAUGAACGUAAUCGGGAGAGGGAUCGCUAUUAUCACGAGUCACGUUCUGUCAGUAAGGAAGUUCGUGAACCUGUACGAGAACCAGAAAACAACAUGCAGAAACAAUUUAGAGAACGUUGGGAGAGUCAGUCGGGGAGGUCAGAGAGACAAGAUCUAUUUAGGGAAGAAAGAAUGAGGGAUGAGGAAAGACGUAGGGAAAGAGAAUAUGAAAGAGAAAAAGAAGAGCGCAGGAAAAGAGACCGAAGUAGAUCUGUGUCACCUAUCAGACGUAUAACACAGGAGUCAACUUUACCAAUGGGACUUCCUGUGCAGGAUAGUCUGGUCCUUCAACAAGCUGUCACAGAACCAGUUAGUAUUUUAUCGCAGCAGGCGUUAGACCCACUCCAUUUGGCAGCCACACAACUUGCAGGUCCCCAGCAUCUCCAGACUUCACAACAGCAGAUCAUUGGCCUUCCACCUGGGAGUCAAGCACAGGUUCAGCAAAUGAUUGUACAGCAACCUGGAGAACUGAUACAGCUUCAGCAGUUACCACCUGGUCAGGUCCAAGGUCAACCUCAGAUGCAGCAGGUGGGACCACCACCAGGGCCAGCACAGCCGCAGUUGCAGCAAGUUCAAGUCAUCCAGCAACCACUACAGUUACCGCAACAGCAAGUUCCUCAACAAAUAAUGGCAAACCCUAUGCAGGUUCAGCAGCAACCACCACAACCCUUACAAAUGCCCCAUUCACAACCUGCAGGUCCAUUUACUUCCCCACCCCCUUCUGUUCAACAACAAAUAAUUGUGGCUCAACCUCCACAGGGUAUGCCCCCAUUACCACCCCAAAUUCAAGCUCAGGUGCAGUUACAGCCGCCUUUAGCCCAAUCACCACAGCCCCCAAUAGGGCUUCCAGGUGCCCCAACUCCGCCCCCUGCAUCACAUGUACAAUUAAUCACACAGGGCCCUCCCCAAAUGUCAUUGCCUCCUCCAUUAUCAUUAGCCCCACCCUCUAUGUCAGUAGCUCCCCCAAUUUCCAUGGGAGUUCAGCCUUUGAUGUCACAAGCUCCCCCAAUGUCAAUGGGAGCACCUCCCCAGAUGUGCAAUUCAUCAUCAUCUGGAAUAUUUAUUGCACAAUCACAGCACAGUGUCAGCAUGGCACCAAACACUGUAGUUCAUGUUCAGCCUCCGCCUACUUCAGUGUCAUUUUCAGAAGCUCCCCCUCAUGUAGUUCAUCAACAACAGUUCACAGUUCCUCCCCCAGAGACAAUUGGUCCUCCUCAAGUUAUAGCUACACAUCAACAAGUUGUUGAUGUGUCUAUACCUCCUCCUGCACAAAAUCAGUCAAUCAUGCCCCCGGUGAAUUGUAGUCAGCCACCCCCAUUUCUUCAGCAGCCUCCUCCUUUGCUCAGUCAAACUCAUCUCCCUGUAGGCAGUCAAGCACCGCCUUUUCCCAGCCAAGCUCCUCCUCCCCCAUUUGUCAGCCAGUCCACAGUUGUGUAUAGUCAGGCCCCUCCCAUUGUCAAUCAACCUCCUCAUAUUCAUGGUCCACAUCCAGCACAAGGACCACCAAACAUGCAGUUUGCCACGCCUCCCCCUGGAAUGAUUAAACAAGAACCUGUAGAUAGUCAGUCAGAAUUUACAACAGUAAUGGGUGACUAUGGACCUGUUUUAGUUAAAAAAGUAGAAAUUAAACAAGAACCAGUCUGUGAAUAUGGCCCAGGCCCAUCAAGAAAUGGGCAGGUCAUGAAUGAAUAUGGAAAUAGGGCAGGAAGAGGAAAACAGGCAGAAGAAUAUGACCCAUUCAACAAAAAUGACAGCAGCUUUUCAGAAGGGGAUUACGACCCGGCAAUUCCAACAGAAGGUGACUCACCAGCAAAAGAUGUGAAAGACAGUAAAGGGAUCUCAAUAGGAAUGACAAAAAUAGAAUUCAAGAAAGAAACCAUGGCAACCAGUAGCAAUGUGUUUGAUGAUGAACAAGUUUUUCCCCCAGAAAAUGACGAGACACGAGAGCUGAUUGAUAACCUCGCCAUGUAUGUCGGACAGAGUGGAGACCAUGCUCUCAAUCAGAUGAAGGAAGACCAUAAAAACGAUCCCGUGUUUAACUUUCUGUUUGAAGAAGAGAGUCCUGAGUACAAGUAUUUCAUGUUUAAGAUAGAUGUUGCUAGAGGUUUGAAAACUGAGAAAUUUGAUGAUACACCAAAAGGACAAAAGAGGAAGCGUAGAAGCCGAUGGGGUCCAGAGGGAGAUAAAGCACAACCAGCACAUGUACAUACAGUCACGUUACAGGAGUUUUCACGACGUAUGGUCGGUUCUGACACAAUGAAUGCUGAGCAGAUUGAGCAGAUUAGAGAACAACGUGAGAUAAACAUGAUGUACGAGUUAAUACUUGCACAGAAGAAAGCACAGGAGGCUGCAUUGAUGGCAGAUGUACCUGGUAUUAAGGUUAAACCUAAAUACGAGUAUGAUUCUGAUGAGGAGACUGAUGAAAUAGGAACCUGGGAACACAGGAAUAGAACCGCUGAAAUGGACGCUACUAAAGAAUGGGCUGAGGCCUUGACUGAAGCUGGCAAAGGGAAACAUCAUAUUGGAGAUUUCCUUCCUCCAGAUGAACUUGAGAGGUUUAUGGAAACAUUUAAGGCAUUAAAAGAAGGCAGGACACCAGAUUUUAGUGAUUAUAAAGAUUUUAAGAUAACUUGUGAGAAUAUUGGGUACCAGAUGUUGCAGAAACUAGGAUGGCAGGAAGGUGAAGGCCUUGGGCCAGAAGGUCAAGGAAUACUAGAUCCUGUUAAUAAGGGCAAUGUUUCUGUAGAUGGGAGAGGUGUUGGAAUUGAGAGACCAGAUGGACUUUCCAAGGAAGAUGAUGAAUUUGAUGCGUAUAGAAAACGUAUGAUGUUGGCCUACCGCUUUAGACCGAACCCUUUGAAUAACCCAAGGAGACCCUACUACUAGUGUUGUACAGUGGCGAUCUUCUGGUUGACAAUUUGUGUAAUAAUUUUACUUAGUGUACAGUGUAUUUUAAGCUAGUUUCUGCUUCCAGAUACCCGGUAAUAACAGUAAAAGUAGAAUUAUCCCUUUUCAUGUUAAUUAUGAAUCUAAUUACCAAUUUGGGAAAUUGUAAAUUCAUUGAAUGAUUAAAUUGAUUAAAA
Messenger RNA from Ruditapes philippinarum (Manila clam), 4056 nucleotides. RefSeq lists its product as uncharacterized. The transcript is spliced from 18 exons. Gene Ontology annotation, cellular component: nucleoplasm. Lineage: Eukaryota; Metazoa; Mollusca; Bivalvia; Venerida; Veneridae. The coding region runs from base 272 to 3859 and encodes 1195 amino acids. Gene Ontology annotation, molecular function: RNA binding. The record is from RefSeq and is a predicted model, not a curated record. Gene Ontology annotation, biological process: RNA processing.